GCACACUGUGAAGUAUUUAUUUUACAACUUAAUUCUGUUUUCGUAUUUAUACUAAGAAAAUGCAAAGGGAGCCUUAAAAGGCGCCUGAAACACCUUAAAAUGAGCACUCCCCGCAAGAACUUUAACAACCUGCCGCCUUUCUCUCCGCGUGCUGGUCAGUAUCCUUCGCAGUCGGCUGACUACAGAUCCCAACAAUUCGGAGGCCAACAGACGCCUCAAAACUCAAACUUCGGCUUCUACGAGGACAAGCAGGGCCAUCAAAAGUCCCAGCAGAAUAUUCCACAUUUCUACCAGAACAAGUCACCGCAGGAGACACAAAGACAUCGGCCCUAUGGACAGCGUGGGAAUUUCGGACGCGGGGGCAACUUCAAUCGAAGGAAUCAACCGAACUGGGACCAAAAUCAGAGGAACCAACCAAACAGAGAGCGCAGCCAAGGUGGAGGCUCCUUUGGGCAGUACUUUCAUCCCUCUAUGCUGGAGGAUCCCUGGCGGGAUCUGAUGGAGCGCCACGAGGCCAUCCACGGAGCCAGCACUGGCCAAUCCACACCGAAAGAGGUGGAGGCUUCUUAGAUUGUGACAAAAAUGUAUAAUACUAGACAAAUGGCUAGCUCCUUAUAGGAGAUGAAUGUACAAAUCCCUUAUUCACUUAGUUUGCAUUACCAUUCAAACAACGUGUACACAAAAAGAUCAGUUUUUAGCCGUUAAGCUAUGAUUUAAUUAAGUCUGCAGAGCUUCGACUGAAUAAAAUGGAA
Messenger RNA from Drosophila gunungcola (fruit fly), 752 nucleotides. RefSeq lists its product as uncharacterized. Bases 100 to 570 code for a protein of 156 amino acids. NCBI's taxonomy places the organism in Eukaryota, Metazoa, Arthropoda, Insecta, Diptera, Drosophilidae. The record is from RefSeq and is a predicted model, not a curated record. The transcript has a single exon.